UAAGGAACCACCCUUCGCAGGGGCUGCUCCAUUCCCUCGAGCUGCGAAAUGCCCGAAGCCCCGCAGUUGCCGUCGCCGUCGCCGUCGCCGUCGUCGCAGAGAGCCAAGCGUCCCAAGAACUCACCGCCAGAGAUCGCCGGAGAUGUAGAAGAAGAAGGAGGAGGAGGAGUAGAUCAACAGGCUUUGCUUCCAGGGCUCCCUGACCACUUAUCCCAGCAGUGCCUUUCCCUUCUCCCCCCAUCCUUUCUCUUCUCCGUUUGCCGUUCAUGGCGCCGCCUUCUCUACUCCCCUUGCUUCCCCCCUUUCCUUUCCCUCUACGCACUCCUCUCCCACUCUAACCCUAGCUCCUUCCCGUCCCCCGAUUCCAAACUGGAUCUCGACCCGAUCGGCUUCAACGCCUUCGAUCCAAUCUCCGCCACCUGGACGCCACUCCCGCCCCCACCGCCAGACGCUCUCCUUCGUCGUCUCCUCCUACGACAUCCCUCCUUCAUAGCCCGCAACUUCCCAGUCCAAUCCGUCUCCGCCGGAGACCAUCUCGUCGUCAUCGCUGGCACUACUGACCAUCUCCUACCAGCCCUCUCCCACCCGAUCGCCUUUCAUCCCUCAUCCGGUCGCUGGCUUCUCGGCCCACCCUUCCCCUCCCCUCGCCGUUGGUGCGUCGCAGGGGCCGCCUCAGGAGCUGUCUACCUUGCCAGUGGCGUCGGCUCCGGGUACAGCACUGAGAUCGCUAGGUCAGCGGAGAGAUGGGAUCUACGUCGGCGCGGGGCGGCAUGGGAGGCGGUGGCGUCCCUCCGGGACAGCAAGUUCAGCCGAGAAGCCGUGGAGGCGGUGGCCUCGAACGGGAAACUAUGCAUGGUGAACCUCCGAGGCCGAGGUCCUAAAUACGGAGCCGUCUAUGAUAUCGAAUCCGAUCGGUGGGAGGAGAUGCCGACGGGGUUGCUAGCAGGAUGGACUGGGCCGGCCGCCGCCGAUGAUGAAUCCGGUGGACCGAUCUUCGUUGCCGACGAGGCUAGUGGGGAGUUGAGGUGUUAUUCGUGGGAGGCGGACACGUGGAGGGUGGUGAUUAAAUCGGAACUGUUGAAAGGAGCCGCUCAGAUGGCCUGCGCGGGAGGGAAGGUUUGCGUGGCUAGCAGUGUAGGAGAUGCCGCCAUAGUGGUGGACGUGAGGAGAUCGCUAGGGAAGAUCUGGACCGUUGAUCCGCCUCUUGGGAUGCGAAUCAUGGCGCUACACAUAUUGCCAAGAAUGAGCUGGGCACAAUCAUAACCGUCCGAUUUCAAGUGCUGGCCUCUCAUCCAGUAUGUCCAAUCGUUUUUUCUUUAAAAAAAAAAAAAAUACAAAUUUUGGUUUACGAAAUCAAAUGAUAGAUUGAUAGAUGUGUGGUGAAUACGAUGUUCAUUAUUAUUUAUUAAUUUAAUACAUGAGAAUUCGUCAUUGUAUACGUUUAUAUCCUGGAGAGUGGAACUUGAAUGAAGGGUUUGUAAUAAAUAAAGAAGAUAAUAGCAGCCAGGAAAAGGACAAAUGAUCUCUUUUUCG
Molecule: messenger RNA, 1533 nt
Organism: Dioscorea cayenensis subsp. rotundata (Guinea yam)
Lineage: Eukaryota; Viridiplantae; Streptophyta; Magnoliopsida; Dioscoreales; Dioscoreaceae
Product: F-box/kelch-repeat protein SKIP25
Exons: 1
Coding region: 49-1263 (404 amino acids)
Molecular function (GO): protein binding
Source: RefSeq, a predicted model, not a curated record